AUGAGGCAAUGUGUCAACACCAUCCUUUUUGUACACUUCGUAAAUUUAUACAUGUCCCCAAAUUAUGGAACCACAGAGGGUAAAAUUAUUAAUUUCCAGAAUCCUCAUUUAAGACAUGGAUGGGAGGGGGACAAAUUUACUACCCAGGGCAAUGGUGAUGAUGAUGGGCAUGAUGACAGUGAUGACGGUAAGGAUGAUGGGGAACAUGGUCUACUACAAGGACCAGAUGUGGAACAGCAGAAUAGUCGAGAAGAAUCAGCAGCACUACCACCCGUAACAUUGCCAUUAUCCGGGACAACGCCGUCACCACGAGCAGAUGCAGUAACACCUAUACCGACAGUAGCAUCAAAUAAUGAAAUAGGAGAAGGACCAAAAGAAUUACAAGGGGAUAACGAUAACAGCGUCUCACAUGUCGGGGACAUACACCAGGUCGCAGAGGACGACGCCGAGGAGAAGCGCAAGAAAGAUGCCGAACAAGAGGCUGAAGCGUUAAACAAAUGGGAAGCUGCCAUGGAUUCUGCAAGACAAAAAGCAGACGACGUCCUAAAGAAAACACGCAUCCCAAAUGUAGGAGACAAACACCAGGUCGUACAGAACGAGGAGGAGCGCAAGGAAGCUGAAGCAAUGAGGCAAUGUGUCAACACCAUCCUUUUUGUACACUUCGUAAAUUUAUACAUGUCCCCAAAUUAUGGAACCACAGAGGGUAAAAUUAUUAAUUUCCAGAAUCCUCAUUUAAGACAUGGAUGGGAGGGGGACAAAUUUACUACCCAGGGCAAUGGUGAUGAUGAUGGGCAUGAUGACAGUGAUGACGGUAAGGAUGAUGGGGAACAUGGUCUACUACAAGGACCAGAUGUGGAACAGCAGAAUAGUCGAGAAGAAUCAGCAGCACUACCACCCGUAACAUUGCCAUUAUCCGGGACAACGCCGUCACCACGAGCAGAUGCAGUAACACCUAUACCGACAGUAGCAUCAAAUAAUGAAAUAGGAGAAGGACCAAAAGAAUUACAAGGGGAUAACGAUAACAGCGUCUCACAUGUCGGGGACAUACACCAGGUCGCAGAGGACGACGCCGAGGAGAAGCGCAAGAAAGAUGCCGAACAAGAGGCUGAAGCGUUAAACAAAUGGGAAGCUGCCAUGGAUUCUGCAAGACAAAAAGCAGACGACGUCCUAAAGAAAACACGUAUCCCAAAUGUCGGGGACAUACACCAGGUCGUACAGAACGAGGAGGAGCGCAAGAAAGAUGCCGAACAGGAGGCACAAAAAAUCGCACAAGAAUCAGCCAUAAAGAAAAAACACAAAAUUAUAGAAAUUGUGGAAAAGUACUGCGAAGAAUGUCACAUUGAAGUCGAUAAUGACGAACAGGUGCUGAGCGAAAUUGAGGAACAGGGUAACGAAGACAAAGACCAUGGGGAACAAGAAGAAGAGGAACAGGAAGGUGAAGAAGUGAACGAUGCAGCAUCUGAAAAAGAAGAAGAAUACGACGAAAUCGACAUGGAGGAGGAGGAAGAACAAGAAGAACAAGAUGAUGAUGAUGGGGAUGAUGAAGAAGACGAAAUUGAAGAAAAGGAAGAAGAGGAAGCACGGGCAGACAAAGAAGAGUCAGACGAAGGAGAGACGAACACAAGAGAGACGAACAAAGGAGAAACGAACACAGGAGAAACGAACAUAGAAGAGACGAACAUAGGAGAAACGAACAUAGAAGAGACGAACACAGGAGAGACGAACAAAGGAGAAACGAACACAGGAGAACUAGAAGAAGAAAACCAACAAGGAAAGAAAAAGGCAGAUAACCCGCCCCCUAGUGACACUGUGCCUCAAGCAAAACAUCAAAACCCAAAUUCUCAAUCAGCAGAUCCGAAUGACAUUGCAACUGACAAAUGUUUCUAUGGUAUUGCUAAUUCAAACUGUAUUAAGCAGAAUGAUUCCUUUGUCCUUAACAAUAAUACAGAUGACAAAGAUGUUAAAAGGGAGUCCCCUGAUAAACCAUCCUCUGCUACAAAGAAGGACGACGAAGUCCUUGAAUUAUCACCAGGACUUAUACCCGGAUUAGACCAUGUCGCAGGAGGAUUUGCAACACCAACAUUAGAAAAAAAUAAAUACGGUUUAUGGGAUGGAACUAACGUUCCACCCAGUACUGGGGACCCCCAAGCGCCCAACCUAACCGCCGAUAUCCUUACCGCCACUACUCCCGUCCUCGCCUUCGUCACUUUGGUCACCAUCGCCCUCCUUGGUUAUUCCCUUUGGAAAGCGAGUACCAUAGGUACAUCAUCGAAUAAUGGCACAAGCCAAUAUGGCAUUACGGAUGCUAGUACAACCGUAUCGUUGAGUGAUGCAACGGAUGUGGCGACACGGGGUCAACGUAAUUUUUACGACGGUCAGUCUACGGGUAGUCCGGUGAAGAACAGGUUGUUCGAUGACAUGCGCAGAAAAUUUAAACCCAAGGUGCAUGUAAAGAAUCCAGGAUCUGUAAAGAAGAAGCCACAGGGUGCAACAGCGCAGAACAAGCUGAAGGAAUGUUGUCAGAAAUUGAAACGCUUUAAAAUGGGGAGAACAGCAUGGUCAAUACUUAUAGUAUUGUCCACACUCCUGUAUUCAUUCUUUAUGUCCAUUAUUCAGUCCUCCAUGCCGUCCGCCUUGAGCUCACUAACUGAUCUUCUUCUUGCGCUCACUGCCUUUUCUGGAAUUCCCAUACUUUUUAUAAUUAUGUAUUUGUGCGUGUUACUAUGUUUCUGCCGCUCGAAGACAGGGAAAUGUUUAUUGGAUAAAAUUUGGAAGAAGAAGGAGAAGGAGGAAGCUCCCACAGAAACGGAAAAAAAGGAAGCAGAAGUAAAUAAGAAACCGGAGACACCCAAGAAGCAGAAGGUACCUGAAAAACCAGAAGUACCUAACAAGCAGGAAGCAUCUGGGAUAUUAGAGGUACCUAAGAAACCAGAAGUACCUGAGAAGCACGAAGCACCGGGCACAGCAGGAGAAUCCGAAAAACUGGAAGCACAUAAGAAACCAGAAAAGCGGAAGCACCUAAGAAAACAGAAGUACCUGAGAAGCAGGGAGCAUCUGCAAAAUUAG
Molecule: messenger RNA, 3066 nt
Organism: Plasmodium fragile
Lineage: Eukaryota; Apicomplexa; Aconoidasida; Haemosporida; Plasmodiidae
Exons: 5
Coding region: 1-3066 (1021 amino acids)
Source: RefSeq, a predicted model, not a curated record